AAAACACACUCAUCCUUACCGCACCAUGUCCCGCCUGGUGCACGUGCUGCGGGCCGGACGACUGCCCUACCAGCGGGCCCUGAAGCUACAGCAAACGAUCGCCAGCCAGUUGCAGCAGCAGCAGAAGGACGCCUCACCACAACCACCCUAUCGCCACGUGCUGAUACUGACCGAGCACGAGCCCGUCUACACGAUAGGCAUCCGGACGCGCGGCUACGACGAGGCGGAGGAGGGCCGACUGCGCGCGCUCGGGGCCGACUUCGUGCGCACCAACCGGGGCGGGCUGAUCACGUUCCACGGGCCGGGGCAGCUGGUCGCGUACCCAAUACUGGACCUGAAGCACUUCCAGCCGAGCGUCCGCUGGUACGUGUGCCAUCUCGAGCGCACCGUGAUCGAGCUGUGCCGGCGGUACGGGCUGCGGGCCGGCACGACGGCCGACACGGGCGUCUGGAUCGGCGACCGGAAGAUCUGCGCACUGGGCAUACACGCGAGCCGGUACGUGACGACGCACGGGCUCGCCCUCAACUGUGACGUCGAUCUGGGCUGGUUCGGGCACAUCGUACCGUGCGGGCUGGUCGGCAAAUCGGUGACCUCGCUCGCGCACGAACUCGGGAACCGGCCGGACCUGGGGGUGGACAGUGUGGCGGACGGGUUGCUGGACUGCUUUCGCGCAACGUUCGAGUGCGAGCUGGACGAGCUGGAUGCGGGCAGCCGGGCGAAGCUGCUGGAGGGGAUUUAACCGGGUCGAUCCAACAAUUUGAGGGGAAGUUAUCUCAGGAAGUAAUGUGUCGCCGUAAGGAAGGAGUGUUUUGAUGCUUUAAGCAAUUUUUAGAAUACAGUCCGAGUUGUUUUAAUAUGUUAA
Anopheles arabiensis is the source of this 862-nucleotide messenger RNA. RefSeq names its product putative lipoyltransferase 2, mitochondrial (gene Lipt2). Gene Ontology annotation, molecular function: lipoyl(octanoyl) transferase activity. The transcript has a single exon. Bases 26 to 739 code for a protein of 237 amino acids. Gene Ontology annotation, cellular component: mitochondrion. The record is from RefSeq and is a predicted model, not a curated record. Gene Ontology annotation, biological process: protein lipoylation. NCBI's taxonomy places the organism in Eukaryota, Metazoa, Arthropoda, Insecta, Diptera, Culicidae.